Molecule: messenger RNA, 4700 nt
Organism: Ectocarpus sp. CCAP 1310/34
Lineage: Eukaryota; Phaeophyceae; Ectocarpales; Ectocarpaceae
Source: the annotation of a GenBank genome assembly
AUGAACGGGUUCAAGGGCGGGGAUCGGUUCGUAGGCGGCGCGCAGUUCAAGGCCUCAAUUUCAAGCCGAAAUUGUCAGCACGGCGGUAGCGGCGGUGGGGCAGGGGGAAAAUCCUGCGGCGGGUGUCUGCAGGUGCGAGAGGCGCUGCGUCGGUCCCGCGUUGAGUGCCGGGACCUGAGAGGGUCGCUCUUCCGGGCAGAGCACGUGAUCAAGCAGCUGACUUUGACCAAGGCCGUCCGACGGCGAGGGGCGAACCAAAGUGGUAAUUACACGGCUCAGCUCGGCCUUCAACUAUCUUUGUCGUCACCAUCAUUACCAAGAGGAGCAACAGCAGCAGCAAUAAGAUCAACAUCUGGCGAGCAGGAACGGAGGUUGGUUCCCCAAAUGCUGACGACCAGUGCCGGUUGUGGUGGCGAACGAGGGGGGAGUAGUUCAAGCAGCCGCAACGAUGGCCACGUCGGCGAAGCGCCGUCUCGCGAAAAUCUCUUGUCCAGGGUACAGGAACUGGAGCGAGAGCUUCGCCUAGCCGAUUUUCGGGACGCGAGGAGCAUGGGGGCGACCGUAGGAGAAGAGCAUAGUCGCGCACGGAAGAACAGCACGGACGAUGAGGUGCACCUCAACAAAAGCGACAGUGACCACGAUGCCAAUUUUUCGCCAUCGAAAUCACCCUCGUCGGCAUCGUUGAGAAGGGCGCUGGGGAAAACGAGCGGCACUGGCAGCAGUAGUGGUGGUGUGUGGGAUUGGGAGGGUCCGCCUCCGUGCUCCAAGUGCUCCGUGUUGAAUGAUCGGCUGCUGGGCGAGGCAACCAAGGUUAACGGGCUGAUGAGGCGGAUUCAAGAACACCAAGAAGAGCUCAAACGCCUCCAGGGGGAAAUUGUUAGGACCAGCGGCGCACACGCGAAGGCGAUCGAGAUGCAGGAGAAAGUGGACGCGCUCACGAGCCAAGCGGAAGGGCAGACGAGGGCGAACGAGAAGGCCGGGGCCGAGAUCGAGCGGCUGGUCGCCGACCUGGACCGCACGAGAUCCCAAGCCGCUGAACACGAGGGACAGGCGCGGAGAGCGUUGGAGCAGCAACAGGCGUUGCGGAAUGAACUGUUCUCCAAGGGAAGCCUCCUAGGACAGGCGGCGAAAGAGCUCGAAACCGCUCGGGCCGCGCUCGAGUCCGAGAGGACCUCGCGAGAGCAGACGGAUCGUACAGUGGUAGCCCUGCGGAGGAAGGUGGCGGAGGAGAGGGCCGGCGCCGGCAAGACCAAGGGGGAAUUGGCGGCAGCAAAGGCGGCGCGGAGGCACUCGGAAUCGCAGGCGAGAUCAUGGAGAGGGAAAAAUACCUUGCUGGCUGCGGCUGCCGCGGACGCGACUCACCGAAAGGCCUUGAAAGCCGCCCUCAACAACUGCGUCCGCCUGUGCGUGGUAGCGCCUACCGUCAACAUCAACCUCGACGAGCGCAGCCGCUCCUUCUGCUCCGGCCUCCCGGAGGAAAGGAUCCGCGCGUUCGUGGAGGAGUCCGUUCUGCCGCGCUUCACCCGCGUCCUCCUGCAACCGGGGUCCGAAGGAGGCUCGGCACCACCGGCGCUGCCGUCGCCGACGGCAAGCAACAGCAGCAGUGGCCGCGGCAGCGGCGUCAGGGCUACCACCACCAAGGCCGCUAGGAGUUCUCCGGCCGCAUCCGUGUCCCUGUCCUCGCCCUUGAAUCGCAGCAGCACUAGAAGCGGCAGCGACAAGAAGAAACUUGGGGCGGCAUCAUCUCCGGUUGUGAUGCCCACGGCGGCAGCGGCGGCGGCGGUCGAUGAUCCAGCCGUCGACUACCACGAAAGCUUGGCGCAGAGCGAGGAUGAAGACAAGCUCGACGUCCGGGGCGGGGGCAGCGGCCUGGGUGCUGGCCAGGGACAGGGUGACUUCGACAAGUGGCUGAGAGACCUACUCCUUGACAUGCAGACGUCGAUAGAGAGGCACGUCGCCAGCGUUUUCCAGACCCAGACGGCGGCGACCGCUGCCACCGUAGGUGGUAUCGCGAGCAGCGGGGGCACCUCGACCUUGAGGCGGUAAAGCGAAGGCAGGAAGAAAUAACGGUUGUGUUAGGCGCAUGGGAAAAGUGGCAUCUGUGCACGAACGGUGCGGAAAACCUGAGUAGGGUACUCCGCCACCGAGUUUCAGGGAUUUACUUCACUGCUUUCGGUUGCGCGGCAGCCUGAGUGUGUCGAUGCCCUGCGUUGAAAAGCAACCUAAAUCCCGAAAGAUAGCCUUGAAAGUACCGAUGUACAUGAGCUAUCGUUGUGUCGCUGAAACCUCGUCGUGCCCGCGUCUUUUGAGAACGCGAGCAGGAAAUCGUGAUCUAGAAUUACUUGGGAGAACAAGGUGAAAGAUUGGGGUUCUCCCCGCCCUUGUAGGCGUGUAGGGAAACCGAAUUGUCGACUGGCACCGAGAAGUGCCGUUCCGGAGAGCGGGCGUUGUAGUGCGAAGACAUGUUCGUUAGGUUAGCCUUGCACGUUCACCCACACGGUAUCUCUUGGAGUCCGUCCCCCCCGAAGUCUGCAGUGGGACAGCCACUACAGCAAGCAGCCACAAGUUUUUGGCUUUCCUCUCUGUGUGGAAUAAGUGAGUUUUGAUCCACCCGCGAGUAUUGUGUUCUUGUGCAAUUGCCAUGUCGAACUACACUAUCGUUGAAUUAUGUAAGGAAACAGUAUGCAAGAACAGCUACAAAUUUGCGGCACGGCUUGCACAGCGGCGGUACAAAGUUGCGUACGCAAAUCACUGGAUGUGUACGGGAUAUCCUCCUUGUUUUUAGAUCCGUUGAGCAGUAUAUAGCACAAUAUAUUCCGGGUGUCGGUCACACGUUAGGUACAUGGAUUUGUGGGCUGUCGGUUUGAAAGCGCCAACCUCAACUUCAAACUCGUGUUUCCAGGGCAUUAUUCAUGUGUGAACCUCGCUGAAAUUCAUUCCCCAUCCUACACGUAGUAGCUGAAUUCUCCAUUCAUGUUUGUUGAUGAAGAAUACAAUUGUACGAGUGACCUCCUGCGGUCAUGGCGGUCGCACAUGUUGAUCUUGAAGCUGUUUCUGUGCGCCUGAGAGUGAGAAAGCCUUCUGUGCAGAAUCGCUGCGUGGAGAUCAGGUGUUAAUCGUUGACUAUUGCUCGCCGGAACACAAGAGAACCGCCUUUGCACAUGGACUGAAUCCGUGCGUUGACUCGCGCCGACCGCGGUGUGUGUGUGGCGAAAAUAUAGUGAAUCUCGCUGGCGAAUAGGGGCCCUUCCUUAUAUCCGGCGGUGCUCCCCUUUGUUGCUUAUUGCGAUGUUCCAGAUAUCGUUUCCGUCGUCAGCGUGAAGUUGAAGUGUGAAUACUAAUACUCACGAAUGAAUCAUUCCCCCGCUAGAAUUGCACUCCGACUCAGGGCGGGGGAGACCUCACAGAAGCAUCCGAGUGAAUUGCCGACAAAGCAAGUGAUUUUACAGUAUAUGGAUGUACGCCAUCAGCCCAUCAGGGGUUAGAAUAUGGAAGGCUCGGCAACGUCGUGUGGCGGAUCUUUCUGCGUUGUGAGUUGCCUGGGUGUCUCUUUGUGAGAACCUUGAUUUGCCAACGCCUGACAUUCGUGGUGAACAUGUCAGCGUGAUCCGCCAUAUGUUCGAGAAAUUUCUUUGUGAAACGUUGUUGCCACAUAGUGGUGUUGAACGUUGCCACCCAAGAGAUCCAAGAUGCUGUGGUGUGACAGGAUACUAGAAACAUCACCGGCAAAAAAUGUCAAUUAUUGCAAUGGGCCAACCCAACGCGCAUUCCACACCAUCACCGCAUCCUACGCAACAAUCGGCGUGAGCAAAGGUGGAUGUCUGGUGUUGGUGGUCAGGAUAUUCCAAGAGAUGGUGAUCGAGGGGCGAAACACAAUGGAUGAGGAUGGACAGCAGUGCUGCUGCCGACAGAAACUUCGUUGAAUACCCUCAAUAAUCCCAAAUGAAAAAAUAUCAUGAAGGAAGAGCCACAAGUUACGAAAAAAACGUUCAGAUAUAUAUGUGCUUCGAAGUAUCAAUGAGCAGUCCUCACGCGCAGCAAAGAAAAAGACGAGGAAGGACAGCUGUCCGCUCCAUAUCCUAAACCACCCGGCUUCUGCCCUAUGUCAUUGUUUUCCCUUCACAAAAUCUACCACUAUAGCUUCUCGUUCGUCCCACCUGGCUCUCUCUUGGCGUCACUCCGGAUGGUAGUGUCGCUCUGCUCUUCAUAAAACGUUGUAACUUACGAAACAACCACCACCUUAGUGAUACGAAAAUACGGUUGUUGCAAACCACACAACCACCUUACUACUAAUACGCAAUACACAGAAGAACCAGUAUCCUUCGUCGUGCAACCACACAUCAAUGUGAAACAUAACACCGAGAAUCCACACCAUCACCGAGCAACCAAAACACUUCUCUAUAUUGACAAUCCCCCACCUUCUUUCUGCUAUGCAGUCCAGUAGGGAUAAGUUGGCAAAGCCCGCCCCGCGAGCUUUGACGCAGGAGCACAUUCGGAUAUUAGCCUUGUCUCGCCACCCCCACCCCGUUCCCUAACAUCACUUGCUGACUUUCGAUGCAUUGUCGUGCGCCACGAGUCGCCCGUUCAUGUACCUGUGAAUAUUCACGCAUUCAUCCCCCUUCCGAUGUUUGGUUGAAGUCUCUAGUAGCCGUUAUUUCUCGGCUCGGCGUCGCUUCGGUUUCUUUGCCUACCAUCAUGCU